ACAACUGCAUCAUCAUCAAGCCAGAGUCGCCGGCGAGACUCAUCGGAAGAAAGGGAAGAUCGGCGAAACAACCCAACCACGAGGACGGACUAUUCAGCCUUUUUCAAAGACCCAAACUUUGUUAAGGGAAUAUCAAACCUGAUAACACAGACCCGGCCCUCUACGUCUCAAGCACCCAAAACCUCAGCCAAAAAAGACCUUACCAACACCCUCAAGGGCAAGGAAACAAACGUUCGCGAAGAAACCACCCGAUCACCCGGGAGCACGAAGGAAAAAUCCACCACCCGGACGGAAAAUGAACAGACGGACGAAAGUCGCUCGGUCACGGAUACUCGAACCCGAAACACCACCCGGUCGGUUUUCAGACGGCUGGGAAAAAACGUGGCCGACGACGACUUGAGAAGAACAUUGACCAGAAGGCGAACGACUCAAGCCGAAGAAGAUGAAAUGAAGAGCCUCCAAAGAAGAAUAGCCGAACUCGAAGCUCGGC
Striga hermonthica is the source of this 490-nucleotide messenger RNA. The record is from the annotation of a GenBank genome assembly. Lineage: Eukaryota; Viridiplantae; Streptophyta; Magnoliopsida; Lamiales; Orobanchaceae.